AUGGACGGACACCAAAAUCCCUCCAAUGACACCACAGGUGCCGGUGAAGGCCCUGCCCCGAAAAAACCCUGUCUUGUUGAGACGCCUAUCCCAGGGACCCCAGACAACGGCAGCGAUUUCUAUAACACUCCCUUGGCUGCAGGUACCCCAGACACGGGUAUAACUAGCCUAAAUGCUGGAAAUAGCGCAGCCGGCCCAUCUGCUUCCUCGAAGCCAAGCCAUAUGAUCCCCGGAUUGAACCUUAUUCACCACGCAUCCGGACAAGAAAAUGGCUCGCUCUUGACCGAACACACAAUCAAGCAAGAGCAAGAUCAACUAGUGAACCAAGAAACAGGGACAGAAACUAAGCAAGAGCAAACUCAGCAUAUUUCCCAGCCCGAGUCCACCGAGGCAGUGAUGAAGGAGGAUCCAGAGGCGCAAAUCAAAAACGAACCCACUGCUCUCCUCAACGGAGCUAUGGAUGUCGCGCAAGAUACAUACCAAGGCAAUAUGAUUGAAGCUACUGAUCGGGCUGGGGACGCCGACGAAGAUGACCAUCCUGAGUGGGAGGAAGACUCUUCCCCGUACGAGUCAUCUUCAGACAGCUCUGACUCCUCAGACUCCGAUGAUAGUGACGACGAAGACUAUCCCAUCCUUAGCGCCGAGGAGCAAGCACAGAUUCUCAUGCGGGCCGAAGGUGGUUCUGACGAUGAGGGAGACGGUAAGGGAAAACCAGGCGGACAACUGCGGACCACCAACGAGAUCGAACAAGAGAUCCUACCUAUCCCUGACAUUAAGAUUACCCCCGAGAUGAAGAUUGUGUUCCUUGGCAAAGUUCAUGCCGCUAUCGAUAACAAUGUUCUUAUCGAGGCUAAUACCUCUGGAGAAUAUCAGGUACUUGAGUCGGGCUCCUUGCUCUGCUCUGAUGAUCGCCAGAUCAUUGGUGUAGUAGCAGAGACCCUGGGCAGAGUGGAAAAUCCUCUGUAUACCGUCACAUACGCCACAGCCUCCGAAGUUCAGGAAAAGGGCUUGGUCAAGGGCAAGGAUAUAUUUUAUGUUGAGGAACACUCAACCUUUGUGUUCACCCAGCCGCUCAAGGGCCUGAAGGGAAGUGAUGCUUCCAACUUCCACGACGAGGAAGUUGCCGCCGAAGAGAUGGAAUUCUCCGACGAUGAAGCGGAGGCUGAGUACAAGCGGAAAUUGAAGCAGAAGCGACAAGAGCGAAAGGAAGCCAGGGAAGGCCCCAGAGGCAAGAAACCAGCCCCAGGACCUUCAAAAUUGAACCAGACCGAGCUGAACUACGACGAUGCCGGAGGUGAGGAGGGCUACACCCCUCUUGCCCGCCCUACCAACCUCCACGAGAUGAUGAAUACCCGCGAGCCACCCGUUGAAGGCAACGAGCGUGGCGGGUUCCGUGGCGGAAGAGGUCGUGGCCGGGGUAGUGACCGGGGUGACCGUGGACGCGGUGGACGAGGCAGAGGUGGACGUGGAGGAAGGGAAUGGGACCAGGACCGUCGUUCCCAGCAGGCUGGCUCAACCCAAGAGCCCCAACCCCAGCCUCAAGCCCAACCCGCUGCUCCCUACGGCCAGCCAAUGUACCAGCAGCCCCAGCAGCCAUACGGAAUGCCCCUGUCCUUUGCCCCAUAUGCGCAAUACGCACAGCAGCAAGCGCAGAACCCGCAGCAGCCACAAUUUGGCCAAGGUGGAGCGCAACCACAGAUGCCGUACCAGUUCCCUCCAUAUGCGGCCUUCCAACAACAACAACCCAAUAACUUCCAGAACAUGCAGCAGGGUGCUCCUCAAUACAAUCCUCAACAUAUGGCUAUUUUGCAACAACAGCAACAAUUCCUGCAGCUUCUGCAACAGCAGCAGCAGUAUCAACAGUCUCAGCAGAAUUACCAACAACCUCAGCACCAGUCUCAGCCUCAGCACCAGCAACAACAGCAUCAGCCUCCCCAGGGCCAAGCUCCGGCUAUGAACUUUGAUCAAGUUAAGGCCCAGCUGGAUCUGCUGCGAAACCUGCAUGGUGGGAACCAGGGUGCUCCUCCUUCCUGA
Molecule: messenger RNA, 2034 nt
Organism: Penicillium griseofulvum
Lineage: Eukaryota; Fungi; Ascomycota; Eurotiomycetes; Eurotiales; Aspergillaceae
Product: RNA-binding snoRNP assembly protein NAF1
Exons: 1
Coding region: 1-2034 (677 amino acids)
Biological process (GO): ribosome biogenesis; pseudouridine synthesis; box H/ACA snoRNP assembly
Cellular component (GO): sno(s)RNA-containing ribonucleoprotein complex
Molecular function (GO): RNA binding
Source: RefSeq, a predicted model, not a curated record